Molecule: messenger RNA, 1299 nt
Organism: Psylliodes chrysocephalus
Lineage: Eukaryota; Metazoa; Arthropoda; Insecta; Coleoptera; Chrysomelidae
Source: the annotation of a GenBank genome assembly
GACCCAUCCGAAGUGGUGGAGGAAUAUAAAAGAAAAACCGAGAUGAGUUGCCGAAGAAGUAGCUGGUGCGGUUGACGGUGGUUGAUACUGUUGAUAGUAAUAGUGAGUGAGUAGCUGAGUUGAGGUCGCGGAAGAUAAUUUUUUGAUACCAAUAUGAAGUGCCUUAUUUAUUUCUUAGUCGCAAUUUUUGUGGUAGAGGUGUGUUCAUUUGGAAGCAACGAUGAAAGGUUUUUGAAGAAAUAUGCAAUGAUGAAGAUAUACGAAAGCUGUUUCGGAGAAGAAGUAGUCAGACAGAUAAGGCAAGAACUGAAAAGAGCAUGCGCUAAAUGUUCCACUCCUGAAGUGCCUAUUCUUCCACCGAACCAACAAGCGCCACCUCCAGAAGAAAAACCUCAAACUCAAGACUUACCAAUGCAUCCAGCUUUUCAACAACCAUCACUGGAAGCUGAAAAAAUACAUCAAGCCAUUUUGGCAUUUAGACCGAAUCCUAUACCUCAACAGUCCUACAAGCCAGCUUAUCCAGGACUGGCCCCAGGCAAUUUUUAUACAGGACCAUUCGGCAACCCUCAACUAGGACCGGUUCAACCGUUUUACUACUCGGGAUAUCCCCAAGUGCCAUUUUCGCCAUAUAAUUUCCCGAUGGUCGGACAACAACAGUUUUAUGGAAAUAGGAUGUCGAGAAAUAUGGAUGUCAGGAAUCAAUUGGAAAUAUUGACAUCCAGAAUAAGCGGAAGAGUAAGGAACAUAACAUGUGUCAUGCAAGAACUUGGUUAUCUCGAUGAAAAUCUAGAACCAAACUAUGUUAGAAUAGCCGAAAGAAUUGGAAAUUUGCCAAUAUCCGAUGAGUUGAGAAAGGAUAUGCAAGAUGGUGUUAGUUUUUGCCAACAAUUUUCGCAAUGUGUACCAGACGUCAAAAAAGACAAGUCCCCUCUCUCCCGAGAACUCAUCAGACCAAUGUUCUUCUUUAAAUGCUACAAACACAAGAAACUCGAAGCCUGCAUCAUGAAGGACGUCAGAGAAAAAUUCUCGGGAGUAUCAGACGAAGAACUUGACGGAGACCUGGAGUUAAGGAGAACCGGAAAAGAUAUGAAAUUCCCUAACGUAAAUGAAGAGAAAGAUAUCGAUGCUUUGGAAGCUUCCAUGUAUGAAUUUUUGUACGCCAGUGAUAGCAAUAUUGAACUUGAUGGAUUCUUCUAGAUGGAAAUAAGAUAUUAGGUUUAAUGUAUUUCUAAAAGAUCUUGAUGUGUCCCGGUUAAAGUAAUUUUCUUAGCACACAUUUAUUUUCCCAUUUUCUACUAG